UGUCUCGCUGUGGCCAUUUUACACUUAGGUUCACUGAAAAUAAGACGCCCCUUUCGACUGGACUUCAGCGUGACCUUUCUGGACCGAUUGUUAGUUACAUGAUUCGUUGAAAAAGAAAAGAGACUUGAAGUAGUACCACUGGGUCAGCAUGGACUAUGAUCAGAGAGUUGGGCGAGGUGAUCGCAUAGGUCGCUAUGGCAACACCCACAAUGAUCACAACUUUCGGGACAUGGACUACCGUGCAUAUGAGAUACAGGAUGAGGAGGCAGGAACAGGACAUGAAGCCAGGGAGAAGGGGGAGAGAUUGUACUGCCAUGAUGAGCAGUCAGCAGGUCUACAUGACUUAUCACCAGGUUUUCUACCAGAUCGUCCAGGAUUUCACCAGAGAGGGGACAUUAGAGGGGGUGGUGGAUGUGAGGGGAAAGGCCUCAUGUGGUCCCCUUGCCCUCAGGGACAACCUGAAUUUGCCCAUCCCAUCCUGCAGAAAGAGGAAGAUGGAUCCAGGCGAGAGUUUGAGCAAUUAAGGACUGGUUUGCUGGAAAGAGGCCGGGGGAAAAGUGUAAGAGGCUUUUUGGAAAACAGUGCCCCACAUUCAGGAAGCAUGGAAGGCAACUGGGCUCCUGUUGGUACCCAACAAAGGGAAUUCAGUAUGGGCAGACAGAGAGAGGAGGAUAGGUUCUCUCGUGGGGUGGGAAAGAGGAGGGCUUUUCCAGUGAGGGCAGAAGAGCAAGGAUGUGGAAAUGCUGGCCCCGAUCUGUCUGUUGAGGAACUUGAUCAGAGGGACUAUGACUACCGUGCAGACAUGGACAACAAUCAGAAGCCCAGCAACAUCAUCAUGCUUCGAAUGCUGCCACCUAGUGCCACAGCCAACGAGAUACGGGCACAACUUCAGGAGCAGGGGAUCCAGCCAAGAGAGGUUCGCCUUAUGAGGAACAAAUCUUCAGGUCAGAGCCGAGGAUUCGCCUUCGUCGAGUUUAAUCUCAUACAGGAGGCCACCCGCUGGAUGGAGACCAACCAGGGAAUGCUGUUGAUUCUGGGACAAAGAGUGUCGAUGCACUACAGCGACCCCAAACCGCGUGCCAAUGAAGACUGGCUCUGCAACAAGGUUGUGUGUUGUGGUGUGCAAAACUUUAAAAGGAGAGAAAAGUGCUUCAAAUGCAGUGUGCCUAAAUCAGAGGCUGAGUUAAAGUUGCCACAGUUGCAGAAAGAUUUGCCUGUUGGUCUUCAGAACGAGGGAGCCCAAGGCUUAUUGCCCUUGCCAGCACCUUAUCACUCUUCUGGCACCAGUGUAACUCCAGGACAGUCUACACAGCAGGCAGAUGUUGCCAAUGAUACUCUGAUAUUUAGAAACCUUGGUCCCCAUACCUCAGUGGAAGCCAUUUUGUCUUCUCUGGCUCCUUUUGCCACUCUCUCCCCUUCCAAUGUUCGCCUAAUCAAGGACAAACACACACACCUCAACAGGGGUUUUGCCUUUCUGCAGCUCUCAACGAUAGUGGAGGCAUCUCAGCUGCUCCAGAUCCUGCAGGCACUGCAGCCUGCUCUCUCUAUUGAUGGGAAGACUAUUGUAGUGGAGUUUGCCAAAGGUUCCAAGCGGGAUGUCUUUGUGACGGAUGGUAGUAGAGUGAGUGCCGCUACAGUGGCCAGCACAGCUAUAGCUGCUGCACAGUGGGCUGUGACACAGAACUCUCAGAAUGGAUCGGGUGGCAGCCAGAGUGUAGAUUCAGCUGUGUAUCAGCAGGGGGCAGCAGUAACCUACAGUCAGGAAGGGCAAGAGUACACUGGACCAGCUGCAGCUUUCAAGGCCCAGUCAGACACUAAAGUUGCUGCUUUGCUGACUGCAGGAGCAUCUCUAAAUGGGUCAUAUGCUGGAGGAGCUGCCCCAGCUAUCAUUACAUCUGAGGCAGUGACAUCUGGUGCAGCAGUUGUGCAGCAGACUCUCGCUCAUACACAGGGUCCUCUUAUCCCCACAGCUGCUACCACGCCAUCCACACAGGUCGAGAUAGUGGGAAAACCACAGCCAGCUGCUCUGACUCAACCAGCUACCCCUGGCACUGAACAUGAGCUCAAGCAAUACCCUGUGCCAGAUGUGUCCACAUAUCAGUAUGAUGAAAGCUCUGCCUACUAUUACGACCCCUUCACAGGACUUUACUAUGACCCAAAUUCCCAGUAUUACUUCAACCCUCACACUCAGCAGUACAUGUACUGGGAUGGAGAGAAACACACCUACAUUCCUGCUGCUAGCCAGUCAGCCACUGAAAGCGCUUCAACAAAGGAUGGUGCAGCCUCUUCAGACUCAUUGCUUUCCACCUCUGGAAGCAAGGAAAAAAAAGACAAACCGAAAAAUAAAACUGCUCAACAGAUUGCUAAAGAUAUGGAGCGUUGGGCUAAGAGUCUUAAUAGACAAAAGGAAAACAUGCGCUCUGUUUCUUCGUCUCCUGCUGUGGGUCCUGCAGCACUGCCACCUGGCUACACACGAGCACCUGGCCAGAGUCGCCUUGAUGAGCACAGAGAGUCUGCAAGUGCUGAUGCAGGCUACGCUGUUCUGGAGAAAAAGGGCGCGCUGUCCGAAAGGCCUCAGAGUUUCUUGGAUCAAAUCCGACAAAGUGCAGAACAGUCACCUCCUCAGCAGCUUGGCCUGGUCCCAGCCUACAGUGCAGAAACAGACAGUGAAGAGGAAGGAGGCGAGAAAGAUGAGAAGGAAGGGAGGAUGACGGACUGGGUUAAACUGGCCUGUCUGCUUUGUAGGAGGCAGUUUCCAAGCAAAGAGGCCCUCAUAAGGCAUCAGCAGCUAUCUGAACUACACAAGCAAAACCUGGAACAGAGAAGAGCCCAACUGGAAGCUGUAGGCAAAGAGAGGCUUGUGGAUGGGUCAGAACCUCCGGAUCCUAAGAAGCAGAAGUUUAGCCUCCCUGAUGGAAUUUCAGCCACUAGUCUAGGUGCAAGGAUGCUACAAGGAGGCAUGAAAAGGGGGCUUCUACUGCGCAACAUGCAAAUCGAGUGACUCCAUUUCCCUACCCAGAAAGGACAAAGCUCAGUGUGCAACUCUUAUUAACAUUGUAUAGAUAUAUACCUUUAGAAACCUCUUCAUUUCGAGUGGACAUUACUUACCUCAACAAUGGUAAUAAUUCCACGAACUGAUCCUGUAGCAGUAUAUGUCAAAAUAUUGCACAAAUUGCACCUUUUUGCUUGCUUCCUGAAUGAUGCAGUUUUGAGUUCUCACAUUGUGUGUGUGAUAAACAAGUUUCAUGUAGUUGGGGAAACAUUUGCUGUUUGAAAGUGAAAGAUCAGUACUGAUUAAGUCAGCAAAUGGGAAUUUCUAAUAUUACUGUCUAUGCACCAUAGAAUUUUUAAGUUAAUGCUGUGUGCCUUGUCAUUCAGUGAAUGACUGAUCUGGGCAUAAACUGUGUAUAUAAUAGAAUGAGCACUUUUAUACAAAAGACCAGGCUAAGAAACUGUGGCCUGAACUGGUGAAGGUCACAUUUACUGACAUUGUAUUGAUAAAGUGUCUCUGUUUAUCAUAUAGCAGGUAUGAACUAACAGUGUAAUACACGUGUACCUUGGGAGAAAUUUAUUUUAUAUUUCUGUAUUUGACCAUCAAUGUGACUGUGUUUCAUUAAGCUUGUGUAAAUGAAUUCUAAAUAACACAUUUUCACCUAUGUUGACUGAA
Messenger RNA from Melanotaenia boesemani (Boeseman's rainbowfish), 3667 nucleotides. RefSeq names its product RNA binding motif protein 10 (gene rbm10). Bases 149 to 3001 code for a protein of 950 amino acids. Gene Ontology annotation, molecular function: RNA binding. The record is from RefSeq and is a predicted model, not a curated record. Gene Ontology annotation, biological process: mRNA splicing, via spliceosome. Lineage: Eukaryota; Metazoa; Chordata; Actinopteri; Atheriniformes; Melanotaeniidae. Gene Ontology annotation, cellular component: nucleus. The transcript is spliced from 23 exons.